UCUUCACUUCCGCCUCCUACAGUCGUAAACAUGGCGACGGCUACGGCACCAACUCCGGCAGAGCGGACGCCUACAAAACCUCCUGCAGGACCCCUACCGUUUGACUUCAGCGAGCCUCCGGUUAUUGAAGGAUUCACUCCACUGCCGAGGAUCAGAGCGGAGACUUUCAAAGAAAAAUUCAUCAGAAAAACCAAGGAGAACCCCUUUGUUCCGAUAGGUUGUUUGGGAACAGCAGGAGCACUCAUUUACGGCCUCCGUGCCUUCUACCAGGGGAAAACCAGACAGUCCCAGCUGCUGAUGAGGGGACGUAUCUUUGCUCAAGGCUUCACCGUAGUUGCUAUAGUUGUUGGUGUUUUUACCACAGCUAUGAAACCCAAGCAGUGAAGAGAAGCAGAUUCCACACAUCCUGAAUUCGACUUGGAGUCAGCCCAGAUAUGCCAUGAAACCGGACUGCUAUUAUAUGAAUGACAUUAAUAAAUAAUUUUAAGCCUUGUUCCAUUACUUAUGUUAAGGCCAAUGCUAUUUAUUAUUGUUGUUCGCGGUGUGAGAAGCCUUUUGCUUCAGGUUGGUGCUGAAGAGAAAAUAGAAACUGAUGCAGAAAUGAGCCAAAAUACUAGUAAAAUAUAACUAUUUUGCUCUUUCUGUUGCGGGAAUUUAGUUUAAGCUGUCCCCAUGUAUUGUCACAGAAAUGUAUGACUGUCUCAGAGUAAACUCAACUCUAAACACAGUGUUGUGCUUGUGUUUCAGACAAAAUAUCACACUUACACAUAUAUUCAGUGCUCAUCUAUUUUCGUAUAUAACCUUUAUUGAAGAAGCUAAGAUUAAAUACGUCAUUGUGAAAGUU
Sphaeramia orbicularis (orbiculate cardinalfish) is the source of this 844-nucleotide messenger RNA. RefSeq names its product HIG1 hypoxia inducible domain family, member 2A (gene higd2a). The transcript is spliced from 2 exons. Gene Ontology annotation, cellular component: mitochondrion. Gene Ontology annotation, biological process: mitochondrial respirasome assembly. The coding region runs from base 31 to 384 and encodes 117 amino acids. The record is from RefSeq and is a predicted model, not a curated record. Lineage: Eukaryota; Metazoa; Chordata; Actinopteri; Kurtiformes; Apogonidae.